Molecule: messenger RNA, 1485 nt
Organism: Lithohypha guttulata
Lineage: Eukaryota; Fungi; Ascomycota; Eurotiomycetes; Chaetothyriales; Trichomeriaceae
Exons: 2
Coding region: 1-1485 (494 amino acids)
Biological process (GO): regulation of gene expression
Cellular component (GO): nucleus; cytoplasm
Molecular function (GO): mRNA binding
Source: RefSeq, a predicted model, not a curated record
AUGGCACAACAGGCAGACCUACAGAAUAUCCUGGCUGUUCUAGCCGCGCAGAGCCAAAGCGGUACUCCUGCACAAAACCUGCCUCUGCCAGGACAAUAUCCUCAAUAUGCGAGUCCUCCGCCGGCAGGACAGAUGUCCUAUGGCCUGCCUCAACCCAUCAAUUCUGGCAGCGUGGAUCUCGCAGGUAUCAAACCCAUUAACUCGGGCUCGGUAAGCAUUGCAGAUGCCAUGGCGAAAGCUCGCCAGAACUACGACCCACGAGCUGCCUCACGAAACGACCCUCGAAGCAACUUUCAUCACUCCAGGUCUCCUUCUCCACCAAGAGGACGGGACAACUUCAGGGAUAAUUUCAAUCCUUACAGAGACGAGCGACGUGGAGGUAAUGAUCGCAAUUUCAAUCGAGAGCGCUCGUUCUCCCCUCGACGCGAUCGUUACGGUUCUCCUGCGUACCGUGACCGUUCACCUCAAAGAGCUGGCGAGAACACGGAUUCUGAAGUCGUCGCAAUAGAAAAAGGUUUGGUCGGCCUGAUUAUUGGAAGAGGUGGUGAGAAUCUUCGACGAGUUGAGGGUCAAACUGGUGCUCGUGUGCAGUUCAUUGACAGCGCAGAUACCCCUGGCACCAAACGGCAUUGCAGAGUUUCUGGUCCACGUGCUGCUGUCGCAAGUGCCAAAGCAGAAAUCUACAAGAUCAUUGAGGACAACGAACUGGCCAAAAGAGGAUCUGACAAGUCGCGAGAUGCAGGUGCGCCUAUGGAGGCUAUUACCCAAGAAGGCGACAGCUUGCAGGUGAUGGUGCCAGACCGAACCGUUGGCCUCAUCAUCGGACGCGGGGGUGAGACCAUCAGAGACUUGCAAGAACGCAGUGGCUGUCACGUCAACAUCGUUGGCGAGAACAAGAGUGUGAAUGGCCACCGGCCUGUGAACUUGAUCGGCAGUGCUGCCUCACAACGCCACGCCAAAGACCUGAUCUUCGAAAUCGUAGAAAGCGACCAAAAAGGCAUCAGUAUCAAGGAACUUCGUGCCCGGCAGAGCGAUCCUCACAGCAAGGUCAAUGACACCAUCACCGUGCCCGGCGAAGCAGUAGGCAUGAUCAUUGGCAAAGGAGGUGAGACCAUUCGUGAGAUGCAAGACCGAACUGGAUGCAAGAUCAACGUAUCGCCUCCCACUGGCCGUGAUAUCGAACGUGAAAUUGGCCUGAUAGGCACCCGCAAUUCCAUUGAAGCUGCCAAGCGUGCUAUCCUGGAGAAGGUCGACGCUGUCGCCGCUCGCGGCAGGUCACAAGACGAUUCUAGUAACUACGACAGGUAUCCUGCUCAAGGUGCCAAUGCUUAUCCAACAGCCGUGCCUCAAGCACAAGCUCCGACCGCUGAUCAGGAAGCCAUGUACGCACCUUAUGGCGGCUACGAAAACUAUGCACGAAUGUGGUAUGCUGCUGUGGCACAACAACAGCAGCAAGGUGGUCAAGGUCAAGGUGAGCACAGAUGA